AUGACUUGCUGUUUCUGCAACUUGCAUUGCUACCUGUUCUCUCAGGAGAUGGUCCAAGAAGACAUCUUGUUCCGUGUCAUCCAGAUCUCAUCCUUUGCCAACCACUCCUGGGCACAAAAUCAGGGCUCGGGUUGGCUGGAUGAGUUGCAGACUCAUGGCUGGGACAGUGAAUCAGGCACAAUAAUUUUCCUGCACACCUGGUCCAAGGGUAACUUCAGCAGUAAGGAGUUGGUAGAGCUGGAGCUGCUGUUCCGUCUCUACUUCAUUGGAUUAACUCAGAGGAUUCAAGACUACGGCAGUCAAUUGCAGUUUGAAUAUCCCUUUGAAUUACAGGUGACAGCCAGUUGUGAGCUGCAUUCUGGAAAGACCACAAAAAGCUUCCUCCAGGUCGCUUAUCAAGGAACAGAUUUUCUGAGUUUCCAAAACAUGUCAUGGGUACCAUCUCCAGAGGGUGAGAGUAGGGCCCAGAGGGUCUGUGAUGUAAUCAAUCAGUAUGAAGUCAUCAAGGAAACAGUAUUUAAGCUCAUCAGAAACAUCUGCCCCCGAUUUGUCUUGGGUCUGCUCGAUGCAGGGAAGAUGGAUCUCCAGAGGCAAGUGAAGCCAGAGGCCUGGCUGUCUAGUAGCCCCUUCCAUGGGUCUAGCCAGCUGUUGCUAGUUUGUCAUGUCUCCGGAUUCUACCCAAAGCCUAUUUGGGUGAUGUGGAUGCGGGGUGAACAGGAGCAUCCGGGCAGUCAGCAAGGUGAUGUGAUGCCCAAUGUUGAUGGGGCAUGGUAUCUUCGGGUGAUCCUGAAUGUAGAUGCUCAGGAGGCAGCUGGCCUGUCUUGCCAUGUGAGGCACAGCAGUCUAGGAGACCAAGACAUCAUUCUCUACUGGGGACAUAAGCUUUCCAUGAACUUGAUCCCCUUGGCUGUGAUAGUGCCCCUAAUACUUCUAGUGGUCCUUGCAUUAUGGUUGAAGAAGUGCUGCUCAUACCAAAGCAUCCAACAAGAUUCCUCACCAUGCUUCACUCACUGCAAUGAGAACUGUACAGCCCAGGAACAUAGGACAACAGAAUAA
Equus quagga is the source of this 1056-nucleotide messenger RNA. Its product is annotated as T-cell surface glycoprotein CD1c3-like. Bases 1 to 1056 code for a protein of 351 amino acids. Lineage: Eukaryota; Metazoa; Chordata; Mammalia; Perissodactyla; Equidae. Gene Ontology annotation, cellular component: external side of plasma membrane. The record is from RefSeq and is a predicted model, not a curated record. Gene Ontology annotation, molecular function: lipopeptide binding; endogenous lipid antigen binding; exogenous lipid antigen binding. Gene Ontology annotation, biological process: antigen processing and presentation, endogenous lipid antigen via MHC class Ib; positive regulation of T cell mediated cytotoxicity; antigen processing and presentation, exogenous lipid antigen via MHC class Ib. The transcript has 6 exons.